AUGAAGCCUAGAAGCAUCCGCUGCAUGAAGUUCUUUCUUGCUCUCUUCAACAUUAUUUUCAUUCUUUUUGGGUUAGCCCUAAUGGCGAUCUCAGUGAUCAACAUGCGUGAGCGCAAGACGAAACCAGAACAUUCUGCUCUUUCUCGAGGAGUGCUGUCUUUCCUUCUCACCCUGGGUCUCGGGCUGAUGGUGACAGCUGUGCUGGGCUGUGUUGGGGCCUUGAGGGAAAAUAUCAAGAUACUUUAUGUGCACGCCUGUUUCCUCAUAUUCCUGGUGUCCGUGGAAGUCAUAAUUGGAGUUGGUAGCGCUGUGCUUAGCGCGUUUGUAGGGGGAUCCAGUGAACUUAGGGUCCAAUUCUAUAAGAACAGCACUGUUGAAGAUGAGAGUUCCAAUCAUCAGCCGUUUUGGGACAACUUACAAUCUGAGAAUCAAUGCUGCGGUGUAGAUGGUCCUCAAGAUUAUGCAAUCUUGGAUCGUGACAUUCCAGCGUCUUGUUGCUCACGAGCGCAUCCUCUACGCGAGGGAGGUGCUCGUCGGCACCUUCAUUCAUCGUGUAUAAAUGAUAAAUCUUAUUACACGAGAGGGUGUGAGGAAGUCUUGAGGGAGAAGAAAUCUUUGAAAGGAAACAUUUUUAUAACAACUGGCGUUAUUUUUAUACUGCUGGAGAUUGUUUGCAUCAUACUUGCCAUGUGGAUGGCUAGAUCGGUCAGAAAUGAACGUCGAAAACUUCAACAGAAUUUACAAGCACAUUUCGAAUCAUAA
Melitaea cinxia (Glanville fritillary) is the source of this 762-nucleotide messenger RNA. RefSeq names its product 23 kDa integral membrane protein-like. NCBI's taxonomy places the organism in Eukaryota, Metazoa, Arthropoda, Insecta, Lepidoptera, Nymphalidae. The coding region runs from base 1 to 762 and encodes 253 amino acids. The record is from RefSeq and is a predicted model, not a curated record. Gene Ontology annotation, cellular component: membrane. The transcript is spliced from 5 exons.